This is a messenger RNA of Hyla sarda, 1008 nucleotides long. It is a transcript of the gene AGMAT, whose product is annotated as agmatinase. Lineage: Eukaryota; Metazoa; Chordata; Amphibia; Anura; Hylidae. The record is from RefSeq and is a predicted model, not a curated record. The coding region runs from base 50 to 802 and encodes 250 amino acids. The transcript is spliced from 7 exons. Gene Ontology annotation, molecular function: agmatinase activity; metal ion binding.
ACUAAAGAGUCACAGGUUCGGGCCGCGUCACAUCAGAGGUGAAUCGUCCAUGGUGCGGACAUACAAUGUGACCACUAGGGCGGCGCCGUUCAGCUCCCUCAUGGUGGCCGAUAUUGGAGAUGUCCAUGUGAAUCUAUAUAACGUGGCGGACAGCUGCCGGCGGAUCCGAGAGGCGUACCAGAGGAUAAUGGCGGCCGGCUGUGUCCCCCUGACCCUGGGUGGCGAUCAUACCAUCACUUACCCCAUCCUGCAGGCUGUCGCUGAAAAACACGGCCCUGUCGGCCUGAUCCAUGUGGACGCUCACACGGACACGGGGGAGCAGGCGCUGGGGGAGAAGAUCUACCAUGGCACCCCCUUCAGGCGCUGCGUGGAAGAAGGUCUCCUGGACUGUGCGCGGGUCGUGCAAAUCGGGAUCCGCGGUUCCUCUUACACCCCCGAUCGCUACGAAUUCUGCCUGGAGCAGGGUUUCCGGAUUGUUCUUGCCGAAGAUUGUUGGCUUAAGUCGUUGGCUCCGCUUAUGGCAGAAGUGAGACAGCAAAUGGGAGACGGACCGGUCUACCUCAGUUUCGACAUUGAUGGGAUUGACCCGUCAUUUGCCCCCGGUACAGGGACCCCAGAGAUCGCCGGCCUGACCACAGCCCAGGCUUUGGAGAUUAUCCGGGGAAGCCGUGGCCUGAAUCUCGUGGGCUGUGACCUGGUGGAAGUGGCCCCCGUGUACGAUCAGUCAGGUAACACCGCCCUCUUGGCCGCCAACUUGUUGUUUGAAAUGCUGUGUGUGCUGCCCGGGGUCAAACCGUACUAGACCACAGGAUGGAGGACGAGCAGCAGGGGGCGUUACUACUACCUGAACCGCAGAGGAGGCGCAAAAAUAGUCACCUCCCGCCAUCACGUCAUGGUCUCAUGGUCCAAGAACUCCCUUUCCUGCUGAAGAGACUCCUCCCAAAGUGCCAGGCCCCUCCCUGCUGAAGACUCAAACUCCUCCCAAAGUGCCAGGCCCCUCCCUCCUUU